AUGAAUCCUUACAGGGGUGGUGCAGGGUAUAUAGAUCUUUUGCCCCUUUUUAAAACAGCGGAGAGGUGGAAACUGCGUACAUGGGUCCCCUGUUAACAAUCAUAGACCCAAACUCCGUACUGCGGGCCUUCAAGGCUUCUCUCAGUGGCAGAGCUUAUCCCAACAUUGCGCGAGCCACGAGCUUGGCAAAUAUAACCUGCAUAUUUCAAAAAUUCACUUCGUCUUAUCAUCGUGAUGAUUAGUCAAUUCUCUGCGGCUUCAAUAGCCGCGACGGCUGCCUUCCUCGUCAUUGCUGCCCUUAUUCUCCAGAUCAUUCAGAGGCUAUUCUUCCACCCUCUUCGUUCAGCUCCCGGACCAUGGGCCAACAGCAUCUCUGAGAUACCUGCCACCAUAGCUUUGGUAACGGGAAAUCAACACACAUACUACAGGUCAUUGCAUGAGAAAUAUGGCCCGAUCGUGCGAGUCUCCCCCGGGGAACUUAGCUUUGUCAGUGUUGAGGCACGAGAGGAAAUUUACGGUCUACGAAAAGGCGGUUUGAACAUGGAAAAGAGCGCCAUCUUCCUUGGAGCUGUGGGCAGUGUCGAGGGACAAACUGGCGUCAGUUUGGCUUUGAACGCCGAGCACACUCGCCAGCGUAGGGCACUGGGCUACCUAUUCACAAACACGGCGUUACUCCAGCAUGAAAGCUUACUUCAACUACAUGUAAAUAAGCUCAUUGCCGUGCUCAAGGAAAAGGAAGCCGAGAACCAACCCGUCGAUGUCUCAAGUUGGUUCACCUACACCUCCUUCGAUGUAAUGGGCGACCUAUGCUUCGCCGAACCCUUCGGAUGCCUCGACCAGGCCUCAGCAACAGAAUGGUCCACCUCCGUAAUCAACGUCUUCAUAGCCGCCACCUGGACCCAAGGCAUCCGCCGUCUCUGCGGUGUAGGCACCCUCCUCGAGUCCCUAGCAACCAAACUCCUCGUCCCCGCAAAAGCUGCACAAUGGCGAAACACCCACCUCAACAACUCACGGGAGAAGACAGCAAAACGCCUCGCGGACGGAGACCGCGACCACACCGACUUCAUCUACCAGAUCCUCAAACACAAUGAAGCCAAAAACUCCCUUUCCGACACGGAAAUCAAACUCAACAUGGCCCUCUUCAUCAGUGCUGGCACCGACACAACAGCCACCACUCUGGCAGGGUGGACAUACUACAUCUGUGCCCACCCCGCUGUCUACACGCGCGUCGUGUCCGAGAUCCGCUCGGCCAUCGCAGACGCAGAAGACAUUAAGUGGGAAAACGUCCGCAACCUCCGCUACCUCGAAUCAACCAUCCACGAAGCGCUCCGACUCUUCCCGCCGUCGGGUGCAAGCCAACAGCGCAUUGUUCCCUGCGGCGGGGCAACGAUUGACGGCUUCUACGUCCCAGCUGGCACGACUGUCGCUGUCUCCCCGUGGGCCUCGACGCGCUCGAAACUGAACUUCCACGACCCCGACGACUUCCGUCCCGAGCGCUGGCUCGGCGAGGGAGAGGAAUACGCGAAUGACCGCCUCGGUGCGUCGUUACCAUUCGGCACGGGACCGAGAGUGUGUAUUGGGCGGAACUUGGCGUAUAUGGAGAUGCGACUUAUAGCAGCACAUUUGCUGUGGAGUUUUGACAUGGCGAUUGAUCGGGGGAGGUAUGAGGAAGAGAAUAGUCUUUGGGGGUUUGAGGGGAGGAUGAAGACGCAGAAGGUGUUUCAUUCGAUGAUGAAGCCGGAGUUGUGGGUGGGGUUGAAGGAGGUUGGGCGGUGAGGGUUGCCUGCAUACAAACCCAGGACGCAAAUUGCCAUCCCCUCUCCAUCUCACACAGCCUGUAAUGCGGGGAGGCGUCAUGAUCACAACGUGCUCGUGUUGCAUUGUCUCAUUGCCAGAUGCAAUAGCGAUGGAGCACGUGGAUGAGCGAUGAAGCAUAUACCCGCCAAGUCCAAGAAACUGUCUGUUUCUUGGACUUGACGUAACUGCGAACGAAGGGUGACUGCAGAGGGAGAUCUAAAAUAGAAAGGAGAAAUUUGAAAUCGAACAUACCUUUUUUGCAGACCUACUUGCUCAGUAGGCCACUUCAGCAGCUGCUACACUCGCGAGUAUAGCAGCUGCGAUGUGGUGUAGCUUUAGCCUAGAGUAGUUAGCUGCUGUAUAUAGCGUAAUAUACGAUAAUUUGAAGCUGG
Pseudogymnoascus destructans is the source of this 2189-nucleotide messenger RNA. RefSeq lists its product as uncharacterized. Gene Ontology annotation, molecular function: monooxygenase activity; heme binding; iron ion binding. NCBI's taxonomy places the organism in Eukaryota, Fungi, Ascomycota, Leotiomycetes, Thelebolales, Thelebolaceae. The record is from RefSeq and is a predicted model, not a curated record. The transcript has 5 exons. Bases 235 to 1776 code for a protein of 513 amino acids.